This is a messenger RNA of Alosa sapidissima (American shad), 1081 nucleotides long. It is a transcript of the gene gpr160, whose product is annotated as G protein-coupled receptor 160. Gene Ontology annotation, cellular component: signaling receptor complex; plasma membrane. The transcript has a single exon. The coding region runs from base 18 to 908 and encodes 296 amino acids. NCBI's taxonomy places the organism in Eukaryota, Metazoa, Chordata, Actinopteri, Clupeiformes, Clupeidae. The record is from RefSeq and is a predicted model, not a curated record.
CCACCAGCCGCUUAGCCAUGGACCUCUCGAUCCCGUUCCUGCUGCUGGUCCAGGGAAUCAACACGUUGCUGAACUGGUCCCUGGUGUUGCUGGUCCACCAAUCCCACCUGGGUCUCACCAGUAGCUUCAUGGGGACCUUCUGUGCCUCUUUGACGUUGGUGGACACUCUCUUCACUGUCGUGGAGCUGACCAUUUACAGGCUGCAGGACUUCAGCCUCUUUGGCGUGCGGUUCACGACCCAGCACAUAUGUUUGCUGGUGCAGAUAGCAGGAUUCGUCUACAGCACGCUGCAGUGGCCUGUGCUGUUUGCGGCUGGGCUCGACCAUUAUGGAUCUUUCCCGGUUGGAUCUAAGCAAACUUGCCGGAAUCUGAAGCUGAAUUAUGCAGCCUGUGCUGUCUUGCUGUGGGUAGUUGCACUGCUCUAUGUGUUUUUAGGGUCUGGCUGCCACCCAGUGGUGGAGGAUUCUCCUCACCUGCUUUUGGAUCACUGCCUGACUCAGAGAAACUGGACAAGCUCCCAGAUUUCCUUUGCCCUGCUGAUGACUGUGGCUUGCAUCAGGCUGUACGCUAGGAUGAUGGUCAGUAAAGACAAGCCUACGGAGGAAGCCAACAGGCACCCUGUGCAAAAAUCUCAAAACUGUGAUCACUCAAGGCUACACAUCCUGGAUCAGGCCCUCAUCACGUUCACUAGGACCUGGGCUGCUUUUCUAAUACUGAUGGUAGUCAUUCUGGUCUGGCAGAUAGACGUGCCGUCACACUUGAUGAUGAAUGUUCCUUGGCUAUCUUUCCUCAACAGUUUCCUGAUAAGUGUAUCUCUAUGCACACAUGACCAAAAGCUAAAUGCAUAUAAGAGCUUAACAUUUACUGAUGGCUUCUGCCAGUGGAAUUUUGCUUUUACUGAUGGGUAAUGUGACAAAUUGUUUAAAUAUGUUGAGGCUAACAAUUGUUUUGCACUGGUUGUACUUAAAAUCUUCCUGUACUGGUUGUACCUGAUAUCUGGUUGUACUUAUCAACAAUCAUGGUAAAAUAAUUCAGGGUUUCCAGAGUUUCCAAACUUUUGGAGAGCCCUUCUGUACUUCAA